GUUUAGUCUCGCUUUUUCCUGCUUUUCACUUCUCAGGAGCCUUCUCUUUUCUACUUGUGAUCCCGGAGCUGAAGCAGAAGGACGGGAGUGUGAGUUUUCUCCUUUCUCUGGGUCUUGGACAGAAGGAUCUUCCCCCUGCUGGCCCCUCCAAAAGAGAGCAAUCUGGUUUUCUGGGCUGGGUGCAUGAGACAGGAAGUGAGCAGCAAGCAAAAAAAGCCAUGAUGAUGUCUCCAUCAGAUGAUUUUGAAGUCCUAAUGAAAGGGCUGAACCGUUGGAAUCUCCCCAGUGGCCCUAUUCCUUGUGAACUGCUGCUGGUGGGUGAAGCUGCCUUCCCAGUACUGGUGAAUAAGAAUGGCCAGGUCCUUAUUGCUGCCUCGCGUUAUGGCCAGGGCCGAAUGGUAGUCAUGUCCCAUGAAGGCUACCUGCAAGAUAGCAUGUUGGCUCAGUUUCUUUGCAAUGCUGUGGGCUGGCUCAACCUCAGCCCAGGUACUGCUGUUGGAGUGCACACAUCUGUGGAACCUCUCACUGGCAUUCUCCAUGACUCUGGGAUAGAGGUGCAGACCAUGGAUGGCCUUCAGAACUCCCUAGGAGUUUACUGCAGCAAUGCCUAUAACAGUUCCUUGGCCAAAGAGUUGAUUCAAUUUGUGAAAAAUGGUGGGGGCUUACUCAUUGGGGGCCAAGCUUGGUAUUGGGCCAGUCAACACGGACGUGACAAGGUUUUGUCCAGCUUCCCUGGAAAUCAGGUGACCAGUGUAGCUGGGGUGUACUUCACAGAUACCUGUGGAGGUACAGAUUUCCUCAAGGUCUCUAAAAAAGUACCUAAGAUUCCACUUACAGUCAGGUGAGUAUCAGGGGUAUAGUAAGGAUUAUAUUAAGAAGCAGACAUAGUCCCCUUAAUGAAACAGAACUAGAACUAGACAUUUUGAGUAUAAUAAGUCUCAUUUGUACUGUCAGGUCACAGGGAUGCUGUGGACAGAAACAACUAUUGGAAGUCCAUCAUCAGUAUUUGUUUAGAGGGGGAGCCAUGGGAUCAUUGCCAUAUGAAUAUCAGUGUCCAUUUUGGAACAAGAACAGA
Vombatus ursinus (common wombat) is the source of this 1075-nucleotide messenger RNA. Its product is annotated as TRPM8 channel-associated factor 2-like. Bases 219 to 845 code for a protein of 208 amino acids. The transcript has 2 exons. Lineage: Eukaryota; Metazoa; Chordata; Mammalia; Diprotodontia; Vombatidae. The record is from RefSeq and is a predicted model, not a curated record.